Chilo suppressalis (striped riceborer) is the source of this 1999-nucleotide messenger RNA. The record is from the annotation of a GenBank genome assembly. Lineage: Eukaryota; Metazoa; Arthropoda; Insecta; Lepidoptera; Crambidae.
CAGCGGGUCAAUUAUGCUUUAGUGAUAUAAUCAUAAUGUGAUGUCAAUAUGAUGUUGAUGCCAACUUGACAUUGUUUUUAAAUUGGUAUUAUGAAACAUUCCUAUGUCACAUCAAGAUCAUAUCAAUAUCAUAUCCUGUAUCACAUUUUUGACGUUUAUGCGAUACUGUUUUAAGUCAAAAAGUUGAACGUAAUACGAAAGAGUUGAUCAUAAUAGGUACGCAUAAGUUGAUGUCAUUUUGAUAUCGCAUUUUUCGGAGAGCAUAAUACGUAAUGUGAAAUUGACAUCAAAACAAUAUCACAAUUAGCGAGCAUAAUUGGCCUGCAGGAAUGCUGAGUCAUAUCCAGUGUUGGCAUCACAUAAAAUACACAUUUACCGUCUGUAGCUGUUUUUUGUUGUUGUUAAUUUUACUUGUACGUUUUGUUUUACUUUUUGUUAUAUGUAUUUUUGACUUUAUGUGUAUGUUAUGUGUUGUCAGCAAUAAAAACAUUUUUCUUUCUUUCUUUCUUUCUAUGGGCAUUGUUCCCCUUGCCUUCCCUAAAACGGGAGAACUUCAACAAAAAAAAAAAAAGGUGACAGCGUUGCGUAUAACAAGUGUGUUUCCAAGUCAUAUGUUUUCAUACAAAUUUCGUAGUUUAGACGUCAUAAUGCGUAGCAUACGUUGCAAACUGCGAUUGUGAGCGAAAUCAAUCAUCUCGCUCGUGUAAGUUGCAGAUAAGGGUUUUGAAAAUGUCGGAUGCCAGCGAUACUUGUUGUCAUAGAAUAUUAGAACUCUACAGUGGCAUUGGAGGCAUGCACUGUGCUUGGAAUAGUGCUGGUAUUAAAGGAAAAGUUGUUGUGGCUGUAGACAUAAAUACUGUUGCUAAUGAGGUUUAUCAAUCAAAUUUUCCUGAUACAAAUAUAUUUAACAGAAAUAUUCAAUCUUUAACUUCAGAUGAAAUCAAUGGAUUAAAAGUGGAUACCAUAUUAAUGUCUCCACCAUGCCAGCCUUUUACACGAAAUGGAAAGCUUCUGGAUGAAAAUGAUACAAGGGCCAAUUCCUUUCUUUAUCUAAUUAAAAUACUAGAAAAACUUAAAAAUAUCAAAUAUAUUUUAAUGGAGAAUGUAAAAGGCUUUGAAAACUCUACUGUUAGAGAUAUAUUUAUUAAAAAAAUUCAACAAUGUAAUUUCAAUUAUCAAGAGUUUCUAAUUUGCCCAACUACUGUUGGUAUUCCAAAUUCUAGAUGUCGAUAUUAUUGCAUAGCAAAGAUAAACCACUCCCCUUGGCAUUUCAAGAGAAAAGAUGAAAUAAUGCAGUGUUUACCAAAACAAUAUGAUGAACCCUUUACUUUGGAUGAAAUUCUCGAAGUUGAUGUGUCUGAUAAAUUUCUUUUAAAAGAUAAAUUUCUGAAACGUGGAAAUAUUUUAGAUAUUUGCUAUAGAGACUGUAGAAGAUCUUGUUGUUUUACAAAAGCAUAUUCUCACUAUCUAGAAGGGACUGGAUCUGUGGUUACUGAAGCAAACAGAGAUAUUGUCCAAAAAUGUUAUGAAUUAGCUAAUAAUACAGAAGUGGGAAGUGAUGAAUUUAUAAAAGCAUUAAAAGGUAUUAAAUUAAGAUUUUUUACUCCUAAAGAAAUAUUAUUGCUUAUGGCUUUCCCAAAAAAUUAUGUAUUUCCAGAUACUAUUACUUUGAAACAGUGUUAUAGGUUAUUGGGAAACAGUGUCAAUGUUAAAGUUAUUAGUGAGUUAAUAAAAAUAUUAUUUGAAUAAAUAGUUAUCAGUUUUAUUUUCAUUAGCCCCAAAGGCUCAUAAAUUAAAUCACUAAACAUUGCAAUUUCUUAUUAGUUUCCGACUAAAUUGAUCCAUUGCUAAGAACUUGUCUCGCCCUUCUUUUUGCUCGAUGGUUGAGGACCCUCAUUCUCAACAUAACUGCAAUUGAAGAUAUGGAGCCUAUGACAAAUGACCAUAUUGUGAAUUUCCAAUAGGCUCUCUCUUCCAAAUAGGCCACCCUGUCACAACU